This is a messenger RNA of Anoplophora glabripennis (Asian longhorned beetle), 2225 nucleotides long. Its product is annotated as zinc finger protein 99-like. The record is from RefSeq and is a predicted model, not a curated record. The transcript has 7 exons. Bases 99 to 2225 code for a protein of 708 amino acids. Gene Ontology annotation, biological process: regulation of transcription by RNA polymerase II. Lineage: Eukaryota; Metazoa; Arthropoda; Insecta; Coleoptera; Cerambycidae. Gene Ontology annotation, molecular function: DNA-binding transcription factor activity, RNA polymerase II-specific; zinc ion binding; RNA polymerase II transcription regulatory region sequence-specific DNA binding. Gene Ontology annotation, cellular component: nucleus.
AAGAAGGUUAGAAUGCAUAGGUUAAAAGUAAAGGCUAUAUAUUUUUGUUUUUUGUAUCUGUGUUCUAUUUAUACGUAAUAAAAGAUUGUUGCAGAGCAAUGGAUGUUAAGGAAACUUCGUGUAGGCUUUGCUUUAAAAAUAUAACCGAUGAAAGUUUUGAAGUGGUAAACAAUAUUGUCAGAAACAUUCUGAAUGUUCUUUUAAAAUUGAAAUUUGAUAACGAGAGCAAAGAGGUUAUAUGUAACGUUUGCAGAAGAAAGUUAAAUGCGGCGUUAGAGUUUAAGUCAACCUGUCUGAAUACCGAUAACAAAAUUAUUCCUUAUUUGGAUAGAGAAAAAAUGUUACAGCUUGACUUAAGAGAAGUGUACAUGCAGGAAAAGAAAAGUGAUUUAGUUUGCAGUCAGAAAAUAUGUCGAUUGUGUAUGCAUCCAGUAGAAAGUGAGUUUAGAUGCAUACGUGAAGUUGAACUUGAAGCCAUUGAGAAAUUGGCUCCUGAAAUGAAUAUAAAUAUCAUCAAAGAUCCCGUUGUUUGUAAGCCUUGCUUUGAUUCUCUGUGUACCCACAACAGUUUCCUUAAAGAUUGCUCAGAGGUAGAGGAAAAAAUUAAAAGUAUUUUCGAUAGUUCAGCCACAGGAAGUCAAAUAGAUACGUCUCCGCUUGAUGUAUUCAUUAAGACUGAAAAUCCGGACAGGGGAUUCGAUAUUAACGAGAUGGAAAUGUCGAUCAAAGCUGAAUUUGUGGACAUAAAAUCGGAAGAUGAGGAAAAGAGCGACACGCCACUUCAGAGCUCCUAUAUUGUACCAUUCGAGGAAAGUGACUGUAAAGAUGAAGAAGAGGACGGAUAUGAGAAUGGAUCAGAAGUCAAAACCAACGAAACUGAAAGUGAGAUACACUGUGCGAGACACGAGAAUGAUUUGGAAGCGUAUAAAUGUAAGUCGUGCGAGUACAAAACUGAAAAUAAGAAAUUACUUCAGAGACAUCAACUGAAACAUAAAGAUCCAUCACAGGUUCAAAUGUACAAGUGUAACGACUGUGAUUACGAAAGUAAAUACAAGUAUGCUAUCAAAUGUCACGAAUUGAAACAUAAGGAUCCUUCGCAGAUUCAAAUGUACAGGUGUAACCACUGCAAUUACGAAAGUGAAUUAAAGGGUAAUAUCAAAAUGCACCAACUCAAACAUAAAGAGUCUUCGCAGGUUCAAAUAUACAGGUGUAGCGACUGUGAUUACGAAAGUAAAUACAAGAAUGCCGUCAAAAGGCAUCUACUGAAACAUAAAGAUCCUUCACUGGUUGAAAUGUACAGGUGUAAGGACUGUGAUUAUGAAACUAAAUACAAGUAUGCUAUCAAAAGGCACCUACUGAAACAUACUGAUCAAAUGUACAGGUGUAACGACUGCAGUUAUGAAACUCAAUUAAAGGAUAAUAUCAGAAAGCACCAGCUGAAACAUAAAGAGCCUUCACAGGUUCAAAUGUACAGGUGUAACGACUGCGAUUACGAAACUAAAUUAAAGGGUAACUUCAAAGAGCAUCAACUGCAACAUAAAGAUCCUUCGCAGGUUCAAAUGUACAGGUGUAAGGACUGCGACUUCGAAACGAAAUACAAGAAUAAUAUCAAAAAGCACCAACUGAAGCAUAAAGUUCCUUCACUGGUUGAAAUGUACAGGUGUGACAACUGCGAUUACGAAACUAAAUACAGGUAUGCUAUCAAAAAGCACCAACUGAAACAUAAAGAGCAGUCACAGGUCGAAAUGUACAGGUGUAAGGAGUGCAAUUUCGAAACUAAGUACAAGAGUAAUAUCAACAAGCACCAACUGAAACAUAAAAUUCCUUCACUGAUUAAAAUGUACAAGUGUAACGAUUGCGAUUAUGAAACUAAAUUCAGCGACACGCCACUUCAGAGCCCCAAUAUUGUACCAUUCGAGGAGAGUAACUGUAAAGAUGAAGAAGAGGAUGGACGUAAACAUGAGAAUGCAUCAGAAGUGAAAACCAAGCAGCAGCGCAAAGUAUUGUACAAAUGUGAUAAACGUAUUUACGAAACUGAAAGUGAGAUCCAUUUUUUGCAACACUCUGCGAGACCCGAGAACGAUUUGGAAGCGUACAAAUCUGGGUCCUGUGAGUACGAAACUGAAAAUGAGAAAUUACUUCAGAGGAAUAAAGAUCCUUCGAAUGUACAAGUGAAAGACUUCGAUUUCGAAACUAAAUACAAAGAUUCAAAUGUACAAGUGUAA